AUGAAAUUUCUGCUUUAUAUCGGUGCUCUCACCGCCACUCUUCCCUCUGUUUCGGGCUCAGGUUCGGUUCAAACAAUGGUUCCUGCUUGCCCUCCUCGGCCAGCCACUCCACUGGAGCAACGAGAGAUCUUUUAUGCCUUCGUGAAUGAAUUCAAUGUUCAGAAAAACAUUCAAGAGGCAUUCAACAAUUACGUUUGGGUCGAUUACAUUCAGCAUAACCCAUCCAUUGGACAGGGUCGAGAUGCUGCUAUCACUGCGCUUUCUAAGAUUCCACGCGUCAACAACACCAUUGUUCACCAAACUUUCAUUAACAAUACUGGUUUUGUGCAUCACUAUGAAUUUUCCACGCCGCCAGUUAAGAUCAUGGAUGCUUAUCGAAUGAAUGGAAGCUGCAUCGUGGAACACUGGGACGUUAUUGCCAACCUCACUCUUGGCGAGAUUGAUCCUACCCCUUUGUAA
This is a messenger RNA of Trichoderma asperellum CBS 433.97, 459 nucleotides long. RefSeq lists its product as uncharacterized. NCBI's taxonomy places the organism in Eukaryota, Fungi, Ascomycota, Sordariomycetes, Hypocreales, Hypocreaceae. The record is from RefSeq and is a predicted model, not a curated record.